AACCAAAUAACUAUUCUCCUUUAUUACCAAAAUCAUUCAUUGAAUCCUUACAAAACUAAAGUCUUUCUUUCGUAGUGACAAACGUAAGAAUUCCCAAAAUUCGAAAAUAUUGUCGACCGUCAAUGAUUCUACUAUAAAUGUAUACACAUGUGUUGUUCAGUUCUUGCAUGGCUUAGGAAGUUAGAAGAAAAAACAGAGAUGAAACGAGUUGUAAUUAUAUGUGUAGUUACACUGCUGUUGUUUAGUGUUUCAAUAACAGAAUCAAUAACUAAUUCGCAGACACACAAAGACCAAGACAAGAAAGGUUUGGUUAGAAAAAGGCACAGAAGAGUCAAAAGCAGAAGACAAAACCGAAGUAGAAACGGCGAAGCCUUUGCUACUAAAUGCGAUGUGUUCUUUAGAUGCGUGUUCGGCACUUGCGGUCAAUGGAACUUCCCAAUUGUGCCUUGUCCUGAAAACCCUUUCUUACCUCCUCCGCAAAAUUUACCACCGCCUAUUUCACCACCACCACUGCCACCCCCGGUUGUCACACCAUGCCCGCCACCACCGUGUGUUACUUGUGUAGAAGCAUCACCACCACCACCGCCAAUCCCCGUUCCUUGCCCACCUCCACCAUUGCCACCACCAUCGCCUCCUCCUCCCGUGCCUUGCAUUACUUGCGUCACAACCCCGACACCGUCUCCACCCCCGGCGCCUUGCAUUACUUGUGUCUCAGCCCCGGCACCGCCUCCUGCUCAGCCUUGUGUUGUUUGCACCACGGCACCGGCUCCACCUGCACCAGUACCUUGCCCACCGACACCAGUAGCACCCGUUAUCCAAUUUGUCCCUACACCGAUUAUACUCCCUCCAUUACCACCUUUAUUUCCAACUCAGCCACCACCAACACCAUCGGCAACGCCUUCUCCGGUUCCAAUCCUACCUCCACCUACUCCAGUGCUACCACCACCAACACCAUCAGCAACGCCUUCUCCGGUUCCAAUUCUAUCUCCACCUACUCCAGUUCUACCCCUCCCGCCACCUUCUGCUCCUCUUCCACCACCAUUAUCUUCUUCUCUUCCAUCACCACCCCUUCCAUUAGUCUUAUCUCCACCACCAACAGUACCUGGCGGCUCAGUUUCUCAGCCACCAUUUACGAUGACACCACCUCUUUUAGGUGGUGGAGCCCCGGGAAUCACAGCUUCACCUCCUCCUCUAUUACGCGGUGGCACUCCGGGAACCAUUAGUUCACCUCUUCCUCCUUUAUUUGGCGGCGGCUUUCCAGGAAUCACCGGUUCACCUCCUCCUCUUUUAGGCGGAGGCACUCCAGGAAUCACUAGUUCACCUCCUCUUUUAGGAAGGGGAAAUCCAGGAACAACCAAAUCACCUUCUCCGCCUCCUAUUUUAGGAGUAGGAGUCCCAGAGACUAAUGAUACACCUCCUCCGCCGUUGGUCGCCGACCUCCCACCAAUGCCACCAGUGACAUGGUUUUCACCACCUGAAGGAACCAAUGGAUCACCACCCCCAUCACCUGUUAUCCUCCUUCCUCCGCCAUUAGAUCGUUCUACAUUAACACCACCAAAUUCACCAUUUCCACCUCCGGAUAUAACCACAGGAACUCCACCACCCGCCCCAGAUACCCCUUCGCUACUCCCACCACCAGUAGACAACUUUCCACUGAUCCCAUCGCCGCCUGAACAAACUACGCCAGAGUUUCCACCACCUGAUGAAACAAUCGAGCCACCAAUUGACCAGUCAACACCACCCGAGAUUCUGCCUCCACCAGUUGAAGAUUUUCCGCCAAUUAUUCCUCCACCGGUUCAAGACCUACCUCCGAUAUUACCACCUGACCAAACAACUCCAGAGUUUCCACCACCCGAUGAAACAACCGAGCCACCAAUUGACCAAUCAACACCAUCGCCAGUAGUCCUUCCCGUGAUUCUGCCUCCACCAGUUGAAGAUUUUCCGCCCAUUUUACCUCCACCGGUUCAAGAGUUGCCGCCUAUUUUGCCUCCACCAGUUGAAGAUUUUCCGCCCAUUCUACCCCCACCGGUUCAAGAACUUCCACCGGUUUUCACAACACCUCCGAUCUUGCAAGAUCCACCGACAGUUCCAGUAUUCUCCACACCACCAGUGCUAGGAGAUUUCCCACCGCAAACUCCCGUCUUUACCACGCCACCGGAGGUAACGAAUCCAUGGCUACCGCCGGAGCAACCACCGGUUACGUCCAUCCCAACAAUACCGGAAAAUCCAUAUCCAAACCCGGACAUGGGUUCAAAUCAACCGGUGGUUCAGCUUCCUGCACCCUCUUGGGAUUCCCCGCCAUUUAAUCGCUGAUUUCCUGUAUUUUCAAAUUUCUCCUUUUUUUAAAUGAUAAAUAUGUAACGUAACCUAAACGUAAUAAGCGAGCAAUGCCACCUCGUACAUAUUCAUAUGGCUGUAAUUUGCAUUUUCAACAAGUUAAUAAUUAGAGUUGUC
Brassica napus (rape) is the source of this 2454-nucleotide messenger RNA. RefSeq names its product proline-rich extensin-like protein EPR1. NCBI's taxonomy places the organism in Eukaryota, Viridiplantae, Streptophyta, Magnoliopsida, Brassicales, Brassicaceae. The coding region runs from base 148 to 2313 and encodes 721 amino acids. The record is from RefSeq and is a predicted model, not a curated record. The transcript has a single exon.